Messenger RNA from Aethina tumida (small hive beetle), 1455 nucleotides. Its product is annotated as phosphatidylserine lipase ABHD16A-like. Gene Ontology annotation, molecular function: monoacylglycerol lipase activity; glycerophospholipase activity. Bases 51 to 1220 code for a protein of 389 amino acids. The transcript has 9 exons. Gene Ontology annotation, biological process: phosphatidylserine catabolic process; monoacylglycerol catabolic process. NCBI's taxonomy places the organism in Eukaryota, Metazoa, Arthropoda, Insecta, Coleoptera, Nitidulidae. The record is from RefSeq and is a predicted model, not a curated record. Gene Ontology annotation, cellular component: endomembrane system.
AUUCAAACGUCAAGUAUGUAGCAGCAUGUAGUUACCAAUAUUCAGUGCGUAUGUUUGCGUCUGAGGGCUACUUCUUGAAUUUGUUAUUUAUAUUUUAUUUAUUGCUUCAUUCAAUGCAGUGCAAUGAGUGGGGCUCGUACGUUAUGGAGACUUUUCGUAAAUGGUUGGCUUACGUUGGUCUGCACACUUUCGGUAUGAAGAUCCUGUAUCCGGGCUCCUGUUGCUUCAUGCCGAAGAUACUGGGGUUGAACAGCAGACGAAGUGAGCUGUUGGCAGAACACGGUUGCGAGCUAAGAAAGCUGACAACCAAAGAAGGCAACACCAUAGAAACAAUAUUUCUGGACGCAAGAGACCAAAGCAAAUUCGGUGACGUUUUGGUGAUAUGCUGCGAAGGUAGUGCCUCCUUUUUCGAAGAUGGGUGCCUCAUCAAAGUUCCAAUAUAUGCUGGCUACUCCAUGCUUGGGUGGAACCACCCUGGCUUUGGAAACAGCACUGGCAAGCCGAUGCCGUCUCAAGUACAAAACGCAAUUGAUGCAGUCCUCCAAUAUGCCAUCCGUAGUUUAGGGUUUAAGAGAAAAGACAUACUGUUCUACUCCUGGAGUAUCGGUGCUUAUCCGGCCAGUUGGGCUGCUGCCAAUUACAAUGAAUGCAGAGGAGUAGUUUUAGAUGGGGCUUUCGAUGAUAUUAUGGAACUGGCUAAACAUUCCAUGCCUAACUGGCUUCAUUCUAUCGUCGAAGCUGCGGUAAAUAAUUAUAUAAAUAUAAACAUAUCCGCCUUAUUAGUGAAUUAUCCUGGACCUAUUCUGAUUAUUAGGAGAACAAGGGAUGAAAUUAUGUGCCUAGAUGAGGAUGAUUUGGCGUCGAACAGAGCCAAUUUUUUGCUAAUUGACAUACUAAAGCAUCGUUAUCCAUACAUUAUUACUGAAAAAGUUAUAAAUGAACUAUCAAGAUACCUCAGCUUAACCGGAAUGUACCAAAAUAACAUAGUAAAUCGUUAUAAAAUAAAUGACUUUGAGUGCCAAUUAAAACUGCAGAACUACGUGACAGAACAUACUAAUGCUUAUCCUUUGAAAAUAGGAAAGGAUUAUUCAGAGAAACAAAAAAUCCAUAUGGCUCUCUUUUUGGCGGGCAAGUACAUGAUAGAUUUUGAUGCCAAUCACUGCACACCAUUGCCAUUUGAAAUGUUUCAGGAGCCAUGGACAUUGCGACUGCAUCCCUAAUGUAGGUCCUUCAAGGGGUAUACAUAUUGUAUACUUCGUAUAUUGCAUACCUUUGUAUAUUUUAUACUGUUAUGUUGUAUUUAACAUGUUUCUGUAUGCUCAAUAGUAAUGAGAAGGACAAACCUAAUUAUUAAAACUAAGGCUGUGUUAUCGUAUAAGAAUUUUAUAUUUUUAUUAUAUAAAAAUUAUUUAAUGUAAAUGGGUAUUUAAUAAAAUAUUAAUUUGAAAAAAUAGU